CUCGCGACAUCAACGCAUCCCUAUUUUUUUUUCCAAGGAAAAAUGUAUCUUCUUCGCCUACAGUCUUUCUCCAGGAUCGCUUUUAAUUCCUUUCUCUCUACCGUGCCACGGAAAGAUUGUCAAUUUAUGAAUCAGUUUAAUAAAAACUGGUCGUGUGUCGGCUGAUUUAUUUUAGCUCAUAUUCUCAUAUUUCUGCACGAAAAUGCCAAGGUCCAAGAAGAGGAGUUCCAGGGUGGGGCCUCAUGGAGCUGUGCAACCUUUCAGCGAUGAGGAUGCCUCAAUCGAGACCCUCAGCCACUGCAGCAGCUUCAGUGAUGCCAUGAGGGUGGCAGACGAAGGAGGGGAAGCAGGUGAGGAGACAGCCCAGGAGGAUUUACAGUACAAGCUGAAUGUUUUCAUUGACAGCACUGUGGAUAAGAGUGCCAAGACCAGACAAGGAGCUCUGGAUGGGCUGAAGGCUGCCAUGGCAACUAGGAUCCUGUACGAGUUCAUUUCAGACAGGAGGAUGACCAUCACCGACAGCAUUGAGCGCUGUCUCAAGAAAGGUAAAGGACGGGAGCAGUGUGCAGCAGCCUCCCUGGCCUGUCUGCUGUGUAUUCAGCUGGGCUCAGGUGUUGAGAGCGAGGAGGUGUUCAAGACCCUCAAACCCAUUUUCAAGAACAUUCUGUUGGAUGGAGCGGCCAACAUCCAAACCAGACAAGCGUGCGCAACAAGUUUGGGCCUGUGCACUCUCGUGGUGGAAGAUGACAUCCUGGAGGAUGAGAGUCGCCCCUCUCUCAACCCCCAGACCACCCUGCUCCACACCAAUGCCCUCCUCUCCUGGGCCCUGCUGCUCACAAUCUGCACAGGCAGCCAGGUCAAAGCAGUCACACGCAAGCGUUUUGAGUAUGACGACUGGGAGCCCCUGUGUGACAAGCUGAACUCUCUGGCCAGCGACUGCAACAAACACCGUGCCAAGACUGACAAGAGGAAGCCGAGGUCUGUGUUCAGGGACGUGCUCAAGGCUGUGGAGGAGAGGGACUUUCAGACUGAGACAAUUCGUUUCAGCACUGAGCGUAUGACCAUUGACAGCUGGGUGAGGAAGAGGACAUACGAUGCCUUCAGGGAGUUUGUGGGCUCUGGUAUGAAUUACCAGCUACAGGCCAAUGAGUUUAUUCGUGGUGUGUUUGAACUGGGACCCCAUAUGCUGGUUGACACGGCCACACUGAAGUCCAUGAAAAUCUCCCGCUUCGAAAGGCAUCUCUACAAUGCAGCUGCAUUCAAGGCUCGGACAAAGGCCAGGAACAAGUUCAGAGACAAGAGGGUUGACGUCAGGGAGUUUUAAUGGGUCCGACCUGCUCUUUUUAUUAACAAUCUUGAAUAUCACUGUUACUAUCCUUAAUUUAUCCAAUGGUCAAGUGGUUGCUAUUUGUAAAUAUGAGUAAUCAUGUCUGUCUCAAGUGAUGCCUUAAUUCCCCAUAUAAACUUGCCAGUGCACAAAUUUUAGCCAGAGUGUCUAUGUAGGGAAUUAAGUGUCAUGUGAGAUGUAGACCUUGUUGCUCUGUUUUUGUUUGUGGUCCAUUUAACAUGGUAUUAUUUGAAAAUGCACAAAUUGGUUAACAUUUCCUAUGGACCCCCUGAAUCCUGAUGUAUUUUGUUAUACACGGUGUAUACCAAACAUUAGCAACCCCUUGCUAAUAUUGAGUCACCCCCUUGCCCUCAGAGCCUCUAUUUGUCGGGGCAUGGACUACAAGGUGUUGGGUGUUCCACAGGGAUGCUGGCUCAUGUUGACUCCAAUGCUUACCACAGUUGUGAAGUUGGUUGGUGGCCCAUUCCUGAUACACAUUUGGGAGGGGGGAACUCAGCUGUGUUGCAUUUCUUGACACAAACCGGCGUGCCUGGCACCACCUGCCAUACCCUGUUCAAAGGCAUUUAAAUCGGUCUUGCCUGUUCGUCCUCUGAAUGGCACACAUACACAAUCCACAUCUCAAGGAUCACAAAUCAUUCUUUAACCUCUCUCCUUCAUCUACACUGAUUUGAAGUAGAUUUAACAAGUGCCAUCAAUAAGGUAUCAUUGCUUUCACCUGGUCAGUCUGUCAUGUAAAGAUUGUGUUAAUGUUUUGUACACUCACUGUAUUUUAGUAGGUCUAUUGGGGAAGUGAGAAACCCAAAUAAAUACUUAUGGACCAGU
This is a messenger RNA of Oncorhynchus nerka (sockeye salmon), 2170 nucleotides long. Its product is annotated as interferon-related developmental regulator 1-like. Gene Ontology annotation, cellular component: nucleus. The transcript has 10 exons. The coding region runs from base 203 to 1324 and encodes 373 amino acids. NCBI's taxonomy places the organism in Eukaryota, Metazoa, Chordata, Actinopteri, Salmoniformes, Salmonidae. The record is from RefSeq and is a predicted model, not a curated record.